AUGAGUGGCAAGGCGUUAGCCAUCAUUCGAAGCGAUGGGAAGGUCAAGUUGCCAGCAUGCCAAGCUCGAACCAGUUCCUUCAACUCUCGCUUUUUCCAUGUUCUAAAACAUGUUACACGAAUAGUCAAAUAUCUCCCACUCCUUUGUUGCUUCCUCCGCUCUUUCCAACAAGGAGUGGAGAAGAGGCUUAGGCUGGAGAAAGAGGUCAGGAGACAAUCCAAUUUUGCAGAUUUAUAG
Molecule: messenger RNA, 237 nt
Organism: Microthlaspi erraticum
Lineage: Eukaryota; Viridiplantae; Streptophyta; Magnoliopsida; Brassicales; Brassicaceae
Source: the annotation of a GenBank genome assembly